CUACCCUUAUCUCUCACAGUACCUCUUAGAAAUCCAUCUAGAUCUCUCGAUUCCAAACCCUAGCUUUCUCUCUCUACUCUCUCUCUAGUAAUUCUAAUGGCGCCAAAGGCUGAGAAGAAGCCCGCCGAGAAGAAGCCAGCGGAGGAGAAGAAGAGCACCGUCGCCGAGAAGGCACCGGCGGAGAAGAAGCCGAAGGCCGGGAAGAAGCUGCCGAAGGAGGGCGGAGCAGCCGCCGGAGACAAGAAGAAGAAGAGGACGAAGAAGAGCGUUGAGACUUACAAGAUCUACAUCUUCAAGGUGUUGAAGCAGGUUCAUCCGGACAUCGGGAUCUCGAGCAAGGCCAUGGGGAUCAUGAACAGCUUCAUCAACGACAUCUUCGAGAAGCUCGCUCAGGAAGCCUCGAGGCUCGCUAGGUAUAACAAGAAGCCUACCAUUACCUCUCGGGAGAUCCAGACUGCGGUGAGGUUGGUGUUGCCUGGUGAAUUGGCCAAGCACGCGGUGUCUGAGGGUACGAAGGCCGUGACUAAAUUUACCAGUUCUUGAAUUUUGGGGAUUGGGGCGGUUUUCUACGGUUUGUUGAAAUUUGGUAAUAGAAAUUAGGGUUAGGGUUUUGUUUUAGUACUCCUUAUCUGCUAUUGUUAUGAUGUCUUUUGGUUUUCAAUCAAAUGGUUAUGUGUAAAGUAUUGGUGCUGCAUUCAGGAAUGAAAAUGCUUUUACUUUAUGUUGUCUUUGUU
Camellia sinensis is the source of this 734-nucleotide messenger RNA. Its product is annotated as putative histone H2B.1. NCBI's taxonomy places the organism in Eukaryota, Viridiplantae, Streptophyta, Magnoliopsida, Ericales, Theaceae. Gene Ontology annotation, cellular component: nucleosome. Gene Ontology annotation, molecular function: DNA binding; structural constituent of chromatin; protein heterodimerization activity. The record is from RefSeq and is a predicted model, not a curated record.